This is a messenger RNA of Medicago truncatula (barrel medic), 961 nucleotides long. Its product is annotated as secoisolariciresinol dehydrogenase. Bases 73 to 888 code for a protein of 271 amino acids. The record is from RefSeq and is a predicted model, not a curated record. Gene Ontology annotation, molecular function: oxidoreductase activity, acting on the CH-OH group of donors, NAD or NADP as acceptor. NCBI's taxonomy places the organism in Eukaryota, Viridiplantae, Streptophyta, Magnoliopsida, Fabales, Fabaceae. The transcript is spliced from 2 exons.
GGACUCAUAUAGUGAAGAUUCAAUACAACUUGACUUAUCCUCGACUAUCCAGAAACGUCAAAAAGCUCAGCAAUGGCAACCGUUCCUUCUGUAGCUGCAGUCUUAAGAAGGCUUGAGGGGAAGGUGGCUUUGAUUACCGGCGGUGCAAGCGGCAUCGGAGAGGCCACUGCAAGACUCUUCACCGAGCAUGGAGCUCAAGUCAUUAUAGCUGACAUCCAAGACGACAAAGGUUACUCAGUUUGCAAAGACUUACACAAAUCAUCUGCUUCCUAUGUUCAUUGUGACGUGACAAAGGAAAAAGACAUUGAAAAUGCCGUGAACACAACGAUUUCCAUGUACGGCAAACUAGACAUCAUGUUUAACAAUGCCGGCAUAGUGGGAGCAAACAAAACAAAUAUACUUGAAUACAAGUUAUCAGAAUUUGAGGAAGUGAUUAAUGUUAACUUGGUUGGUGUCUUUCUUGGAACAAAGCACGCAUCAAGGGUAAUGAUCCCCGCUCGACGAGGUAGCAUAAUUAACACAGCUAGUGUUUGUGGAAGCAUAGGUGGUAUGGCUUCACAUGCCUACACAAGUUCAAAGCAUGCUGUUUUGGGGCUGAUGAGAAACACGGCAAUCGAACUUGGACCGUUCAGUAUUCGGGUGAAUUGUGUUUCACCUUAUAUUGUCGCCACACCGAUGGCUAAGAACUUCUUAAAGCUUGAUGAUGAAGGGCUUCUAGGGCUUUAUUCUAACCUAAAGGGUACUAAUCUUGUGCCUAAAGAUGUGGCUGAAGCUUCUCUUUACUUGGGCAGUGACGAAUCUAAGUAUGUUAGUGGUCACAAUCUUGUCGUAGAUGGAGCAGUCAGUGUCUCUAACAAUGGAUUUUCUGUGUUUGGACAAUCUGUCUAAAUAUGUGCACAGUAUGUGUUGAUAGUUUUCUUUAUGCAUAAUGCAAUUAUUGUUGUUUUGGGUGUCUUGUAAG